Messenger RNA from Prorocentrum cordatum, 4199 nucleotides. Lineage: Eukaryota; Dinophyceae; Prorocentrales; Prorocentraceae. The record is from the annotation of a GenBank genome assembly.
GUCGUCAUCGCACCGCCUGAUGGAGAUGUCUAUCCAGAGGACACCUUUGAGCUCAACUGCAAGCCAUGCUGCCAGGGGUCGAUCCCGCCGUCCAUCCCAGCAAACGCCUUGCUGUAUAGGUUCGCGCCGCUCGGACAGUUGCACACACCAGCGGAGUGGCGUCAGAUCUUCGAGGAUGGGAUCGCGACUGCGCAGAUGGAGAGGGCCAACAGGGGCAUCGCCGACGCUGCUGCUGAUGCAGAGUCUGGCGCUGUGCGCGACCGUGUGGCUCUACACGGGUGGACCGCGCACGCUGGACUGCCAGGCGGGCCACCCGCUGCCGUCGCUGGUGCAGGGGACGGGGCCGUGGUGCCCAUGGCCGCGGGGCCGCCUGGGCUGGGGGCCGCUGGGUCAGCGCACCGCCAGUGGAUCGUGGUGGCCAACGAUGGGCAGCCAGGAGCGCCAGCAGUCGGAGCUGAUUGGAGUGAGGACGCGAGUGCGGUCAUCGUGGGCAACUUCGCGCUUGUCAAGCUCGGCACCUCGACCCUCGUCUUGGAGAGUAUCGACGUCGGCAGCAAGCAGCUCAAGCUGGUGGCCAUGAGGGGCGAGCUUGAGCAGGCUGUGGCUGCGGCGUCGGGAGGCGGAGCUGGACCACAAGCGGGGGCAGCAGCCGCAUCGGCUGGAGCUCAGCUCAAGGCCACGGACGCACGGGUGCUGCCAGUGCUCUAUGACCAGAUGGGCCAGAGGUUUCGCUUUUUCGUUGACGCAGUAGGCCUGCUCGAGGAGCCGCGCUUCACGGACUUCCCGAUCCAGGGCCCGAGGACCUCGUUCUGGCUUUGCAGGUUCAUUCGCGAUCAGGGACAGGUGCCGCGGACCAGGACCGAGAAGUGGAUGCGGGACGCCCAUGUGCCUGACAACGACAGGGUCAAGCACGAGCAUAGCAGCCUCAUGGAGAUCCUUGAGUAUGCUCUCACCCAUGACCAAUUGGAUGUGUCAUCAUUGGCCUCGUUUGAGAUCCUGGUGCGAAGGGUUCAGUUAUUGGAGGAGGCCUACACGUCGAAUCCGAAGGCGCCGAGGUUCGAGGGGAGCGAGCACUACCAGGGGCUCGGCAGGGGGGUCGCCGCUGCGGCCCCGAAGCUCACCUCGCGCGUUGCUGGGCAGCUGCAGGGCGAGGCGCAGAUCCGGAAGGGGCGACGCAAGGGCCACCAGCCAGUCGAGGCCGUCUUCGGAGACCUUGGCGCCUUCACCGCAGUCGGGGCCGCCAUCAAGGACCUCGGCGAGAUUUUGUUUGAGGCGUGGCGGAUGGUCGCCAGCGUGACCUACUGCCGCUGUCAAGGGGUGGACAUCUACCAGGUUCUGCCCGCGGACGCGUCGCACAAGCUCAAACGGUUUCGCGACACCAUUCUUCUCAGUGGCGAGGAAUAUGCACUGCGUAUCAAGAGCGAGGGACUGCCCAACCUAUACUUUGACCCAGUGCUGGAGGCACAGCCCGCCAAGUGGGAGGGAUUUUGUCGGGAUCUACGUGGCAGGGGGCUGGUGCGCUGGACCCGAACCUACAAAGAAAGGGUUUGCUUGUUUUUUGUUCGCAAGAAGAGUGGUGAUUUACGAUUCAUAUGUGAUGCGCGUCGGAGUAACGUUCGGUUCGAUAUCCCUGAUUCCAUUCAGCUUGCUACUGGUGACUCGCUCAGCCGUCUCGAGAGCAGCUCCGAGCAGGCCAUCUACUCUGCCAGUUUUGACAUCGAGGACUACUUCCACGAACUCAGGAUCGAUGAGGAGCUCUCGCAGUACUUCGCGCUACCAGCGGUUCGGGCAUCGGCAGUCGGGGCGGAGAGCAUCAAUGGCAUCAAGGUCGACACCCACGAGCUCAUCUACCCGGAGGUUAUGCGUCGCGCUGGCCUGCCUCCUCCUCGCUUUCUUCGCGACGGCGCCCCGCCGCCCUCGCUGGGCGGGGGGCCCGUGCACAUGGCCUACGUUGACAACUUUGGGGCCAUCGGCUGUGACAAGGCCGAGGUCGAGGCUAUGCGCCGCCAGGCGCUUGAAGGCGCCAAGAAGGCUGGGUUUCACGUUCACGAGAUCGAGCGCGUCAGUACAUCCUUGGACAUCAUUGGCGUGCACUUGGAUGGCGAGAGGAAGGUGGUCACGUUGUCUGCGGCGAGGUCAUGGCGGAUCUAUGCUGGGCUGCGCGCACUUGCGCGGCGGGGACGGUGCACUGGGAGGGAGAUGCGGGCCAUCCUGGGCCACCUGUGCUUCGCCUUCUUGCUGCGCCGCCCGUGUCCAUCCUGCAUUGCUGCCGCGUCUGCCUUUGCCGAGUCCGCUGGUAACGACUGCAAGAGCCUCUGGCGCAGCGUCAAGAGGGAGUUUCUCAUCGCUGCCGCGAUCUUGCCGCUGGUCUACGCGGGCAUCGCGGCGGGCUGGCUUGACCAGGUUGUGGCGACUGAUGCGAGCACUACUGGUCUUGGCGUUUGCGUUGCGCAGUGGACCACGCAUGCUAUCCAGCUCGCAGGCGUCCACGACGAGCGCUGGAGGUUCAAGAAGGACCCGCAGCGCAAGCGCAGGGAGGUCGCCCUGGCGGGCUACGACGUCGCCGAGCCUCCGGUCGACAGGGGCGGCAACCUCACAGUUGACAGCGACGAGGGCGCCUGGCUGGCCGUCGGGGACUUCCCAGAUGUCGAGCCCGCCGCCGUCAAGGAGGCGAAGUGGGCCGUGGUCGCCAAGCGCCCCUGUGGCAGUCACGAGGGUGCCAUCCAUGUCAAAGAGGCGAGGGGCGCGAAGCUCGGCCUCAAGCACGUGGUCCGAUGUGGCCGCUGGCGGCACAGGAAGGUCCUCAUGCUGGUCGACAACAUGGGACUGGUGCUGGCGCUCCAGAAGGGUCGAUGUCGCGACCCAGCUCUCCUCGGUCAGCUUCGUCAGAUGGCCGCUUUGCAGCUCGCCACUGGGCUGCGGGCGCAGUUUCGCUGGACCCCGUCCGAGUGGCUGAUGCUGGCCCUGCAUGGCGUCCUCCUCCUGGGCUUGUUCAUCCUGAUGCCUAGGGCUGUCACGAGGGCGCCGGGUGUGGUCCGCAGGAGGCCUGCUGGCGUGACGGCGCGCAACGUGGCUCCGCGAAUCGAGACCUCCCCCGCUAUGCACUUGGUCAGCUUGGAGACUCGACUUCGCGAGCAGCAGCCUCUGGUGGACGCAGGGUCAGGACCAUCCGAGCAGGCGACCCUGCCCCGCCCCCUGGCGAUGCCAGCCGAGCGCCCAGGCGGCUCGCGGAGAUCGCGGUUCACAACCUCGACAAGGCAGGCUGCCGCGCGCCGGUCUGCCAGCGGCGGAGGCCUCUCCCACCUCGAGAGUAUCGCGGCGAGGCCUGUCCAGGUCGAGGACUACCACAAACGGAUCGAGGAGUUCUAUAGGUUCGUCCGCCGCCAGGGCUUGGGCACCUGCACCCUGGACUCCCUGGAGGCAGCGCUCCUGGACUGGGCGGGCGACGCGUUCUUGGAGGGCAGGAAGAAGCACGACGGCGAGAAGCUGAAGGCGGCUGUCCUGCACUACUACCCGAACCUCAAAAGGCCCAACACCAAGCCGCUCGCCAGGGUCGAGAGGUACCUGAAGGCCUGGGGGCGUCGGCGGCCUGCGCUGGGCCGACUGCCGCCGCCGUGCCCUGCGAUCUGCGGUCUGGCGGCGGGCCUUCACCUCCUGGACCACACGGACAUGGCGGUGGCCGUGUUGGUCGCGCUCAGCGCCUACUUGCGGCCAGGGGAGCCGCGUGGUCUCCGCGUGCGCGACGUCGCCCCUCCCGCGCUGGGCUACGGGGCGGAGUGCCAGAAGUGGUCGCUGAUCCUCGGGCCGUCGGACGGUCAGGGCGACCCGACCAAGACAGGCGUGCACGACGACAACGUGACGAUGGACCACGAGAACCUGCAGUUCCUCGGGCACUUCUUCGAGCUGCACCGCCGCGGGAAGGCCCCCGACGAGCCGCUGUGGAGCUUCACGCAGGCGGGGCUCGGGGCCAUGAUCGCCAACGCGCUCAAGGUGUGCAACCUCGAGGGCCUGGGCAUCGCGCCCUACUGCCUGCGGCGCGCAGGCCCUUCGUGGGACGUCAUCGCGGGCAGGAGGUCGCAGCUGGAGGUGCAGCGUCGCGGGCGCUGGGCCAGCAUCAGCUCGCUCAUCAGGUACGAGAAGUCGAGCAAGGUGAACUCCAUGCUGGUGAACCUAGACGACAGCGCCCAGGAGAACCUCAG